GAGAACGCCAGGGUGAAGUCGCCCAGGAAUCGGCAGUUUUGGUUUGUAGACUUACCAGUGCCAAUGGACCGCGUCGUAACGCCUUAUCACCGUAUCAAUAGGACUUUCCUGAUGAUUAUUGGCCUUUGGCCACUGCAGUCACCAAGAUCUAGAUAUUGUUUUUAUACGUUUACAUUAUUCAUUACUCUUACUCAUGGAUAUUUGCAGACUGCUGGUAUGGUCGCUGCUGUAGUUGACAUCGACGUCUUUUUGGAGGCCAUCCCCACAGUUCUGGCCGACGUUGUCUGCUACUUCAAAUAUUUAAAUUUUACCAUUAAUGCAGCAAAAAUGAAAAAACUUUUACUCAUUAUUGAAGAAGACUGGAACCGUUACACAGUAGGAAAAGAACUUGAUAUACUCAACGAAUACGCGCAAUUUGGGAGGAAGGUCACUGUUUACUAUGCGGGUGCCUUGUACGGAUCUCUUAUACCUCUGAUGAUGACACCUCUGGUUCCCAUCGUCCUGGACGUCGUAAUGCCCAUGAAUGUGAGUUACCCGAAACACCUGAUGUUCCAACAAAUUGAAUUUCUCAUGGAUUUUGAACCCUACUUAUUUCCACUCAUAAUACAUGGAUACGUUGGAACAGCCGGUUACUUGACUAUCAUCAUUGCCAUCGAUACCAUGUUGAUGGUGUACAUUCAGCAUGCUUGUGCACAAUUCUCGAUAAUACGAUUAAUGCUGGACCGAUUGGCUAAAGUGGACGCUGAUGAAGGUGAUCAUCACGCACCCGAGUUUGACGAAAUAGAUUAUAAAAAUAUGGCGGCCUGCAUCGAAAGGCACAACCAUGCAAUAGCAUUUUGCGACCUCAUAGAAGAGGCUAAUUACAUGUCUUUCACCUUCAUCGUCGGUAUCAACAUGCUGAUGAUGACUUCAUCAGCUCUCGUGGCAGUUUUCAAGAUGGACAACCCCGACGUCGCCGGAAAAUUUGUGGCCUUCACCAUAGGUGAAAUGUUUCAUCUGUUCUACAGCAAUUGGCAGGGACAACUACUCCGGGAACACAGUGAAUCUAUAUUCUCUAAUGUAUGGGACGCGAGAUGGAACUACACAUCGGUCCGAACUCAACGUCUCAUUAUUCCUCUGCUGAUGAGGAGCACAAAACCCUGUACAAUAACAGCGGGAAAAAUGUACACGAUGUCGUUGAGAAGCUUCAGCGAGGUUGUGAAGACGUCUUUUUCGUACUUGACAGUCUUCGCAUCGAUGCGAACGAUGGCAGAACCUCCCGAUAGUUUCUUGAAACUUAAUGGUAUUUUUUUAUCACUCAUUGGCCUCUGGCCGUAUCAACAUAAAUUUCAACAGUUAUUAUUCUUUACUCUGGCGACAUUUUUCCUGGCUACGCAAGGAAUAUUGCAGACUGGUGGCCUCGUAGCAGCUUGGUGCGAUACUCCUAUUUUCCUGGAAUCUUUGGCACCAGUUUUGAUAUCAAUUAUGUGCGUCGUGAAGUUCAUAAAUUUCAUUUAUAAUGGCCAGAAGAUGAAGGAGUUGAUAGACAUUCUGAGGAGGGACUGGUUAGAAAUAAAGGACGAAUUCGAAAUCACACUCUUACGAAAAUGGUCAGACGAUAGUCAAACGAACAUGCUCAUGUACGCCGGAGCCGUCUAUGGAUCAAUGGCCCCUUUCAUGCUGGGUCCACUGGUCCCACCAAUUCUGCGGCUCAUUCCCAAGGGUUUAAUCGGAAUAAAUCCCAACAUGACCAUGGCCAAGCCAUUGAUGUUCCACGUCGAGUACUUCAUGGAUGUCGAUAAAUAUUAUUAUCCGCUCCUGGUACAUUCGUAUUUCGGUACGAUGACCUACAUCACUGUUGUUGUUGCUAUCGAUACAAUGUUCAUGACGUACGUUCAACGAGCCUGUGCUAUAUUCAACAUUGUUGGGUACCGCUUGGAGAAGUUGGUGGACGACUACGAUCUGAAUGUCGAUCUACAUCCGAUCCUGCAGAAGGAUACGUCCUACAAACGCAUGACCGAGUGCGUCAUCAGACAUUCAAAAGCCAUUCAAUACGCACAAAUGAUUGAGUCGGCGAAUUCCACAUCUUUCUUACUGCAACUGGGGCUCAAUAUGGUCACUAUUAGCUUCACCGGAUUUCAAGCCGCUACCAAAUUGAGUCGUCCUGAUGAGGCUUUCAGGUAUGCGUCAUUCACCUGCGCCCAGACGUUUCAUUUGUUCUUCGAAAGCUGGCCUGCUCAACGUCUGGUGGAUGAAAGCACAAGAAUUGCCGAAUAUGCAAUCAAAACGUCGUGGUACAAAACAUCACUCAGGUCUCGAAAACUUUUUCAACUGUUGAUCAUGAAGAGCCUGGAGCCAUGUCAAUUGACAGCGGGUGGUGUCUACAUUCUCAAUUUGCAAAACUUCAGCGCAGUGGUGAAGACAUCUAUGUCAUACUUUACAGUUCUCUGUUCAACGACUUGAAUAUUCUGGGAGACUUGGCGAUGGACAAGAAAAUGUGAAAAACUACAGAAUAAAUUGAUUCAAUUCGUUUUUUAUCGGUUUAUGAGUGAACAAAAAUUUAAUAAAGUUAAGAGGCACGAGAGAUCAAUCACGUGGAUCAGAUGUUCUUUGGUAGAUGGUUCAACAUUAAAUAAUUAAGAUGGGGUGUGUUAUCAGGUAAAUGGAAAUUUGCUGAUGAUGAUCAAGUGAUUUUUAUAAGAUGUAAUUAAUAAAAGUCGAUUUCAUCGAUUCCCAUUGCACUAGAAUUUUUUGUAUUGAGUAAACGUCGGGCAAAUGGUGGGCCAGGGUCGUUCGAUCCCUUAGGGUUGAUGGAAUAAUGACGGGUUGGUAUUGGUAGGCAUUGGCUGCGAAAUAAUUAUGACAAUAAUUAAUUCUUAGUUAUUGUAUUCCUUUGAAUUAUGAAUUUUUAUUCUCACUUUCAAUUAUUUUUGCCCCUCUCAUCUGUUCAUAGUUUCACUAAGUAUGUUGAUGAGUUGGUGAUUUUUUUUAUCGCAGAUAUAUUUAUUAUUAGUUGAUGUGUAUAAAGCAUUAAAAAUGAAGCCAGAUAAUUAUCUAGACAAGCGAUAUCUUCAUUCGAAGCUUUCAAUUUUGGAGGAACAUAAAAAUUGCUCAAUGAAUUAAUCAUGAAUCUUAUCGCCUUGCGAGACGUUUGCAGAAUAAAAAAAUAACAGUCACUAAAUAUACAAAGAGCCAUGCUUUUUUAUCGUUUGAGAAAAAACGUUUUUUUUUUUCUUAUAAUAGACGCGAUAAAACAAUUAACGAUACAUUAACGAUAAUUCUUAAUUGAAUGAAUAUUAAUAAACAUCACCAUUAUAUAAAUAAUAUAUUAAUUGACUAAUUUUGGUCUCUGGAGACGUUGAAUUAUUUUGGCUUGCAAAAAAAAAACAA
Messenger RNA from Diachasmimorpha longicaudata, 3369 nucleotides. RefSeq lists its product as uncharacterized. Gene Ontology annotation, molecular function: odorant binding; olfactory receptor activity. Gene Ontology annotation, biological process: sensory perception of smell; detection of chemical stimulus involved in sensory perception of smell. The coding region runs from base 64 to 2442 and encodes 792 amino acids. Gene Ontology annotation, cellular component: plasma membrane. Lineage: Eukaryota; Metazoa; Arthropoda; Insecta; Hymenoptera; Braconidae. The transcript has 18 exons. The record is from RefSeq and is a predicted model, not a curated record.